Messenger RNA from Trichoplusia ni (cabbage looper), 1351 nucleotides. RefSeq names its product dnaJ homolog subfamily C member 28. The record is from RefSeq and is a predicted model, not a curated record. Bases 86 to 1216 code for a protein of 376 amino acids. The transcript is spliced from 4 exons. NCBI's taxonomy places the organism in Eukaryota, Metazoa, Arthropoda, Insecta, Lepidoptera, Noctuidae.
AAAAAUGGAAUACUUCAAGUUUUUAUCAAUAUUUACGUAACGAAAUUAAUUAUUAUGCGCAAAACAAUAAAUUUAAGUGUAAAAAAUGAACAAGGUUGCUAAUUAUUUGAAACACCUUGUUCAUUUAUCCCCGGGUUAUCUAUGUCCAAUCUUUAUAACAGUAAGAUCAAUUGCGUCAAAGGCAAAAGAAAAGAACAUCGAGGAAUGCUACCAAAUUCUGAACAUCCCUAAGAACUCCAACCAGGAUGACGUCCGCAAAGCUUUUCUCGAAAUGGCCAAGAAGUACCACCCUGACUCUGGAUCUCCUUUCUCAGACAGAGAGAAGUUUAUCUACGUAGAAAAUGCUUUCAGAACAUUAACAAAGCAUAAUACUGGUAUUAACAGCAAGGAAGAGAUCGAGAAAAUUGUCUUUGAUAUAAGGCACACAGCACCGCAACAUCGGCAGUACUUGAGCUAUGAAGGCUAUGGCUAUGGAACUAUCUUUCAAAGACAAAAACAAUUCACCCAAGCUCGAGCUCAGAGAGCCGCCACUAAUGUCAUGGAACAUCGUAUAGAGAAAGCUGUUGCUUCAGAAAACGCCCUCAUGAAGAAAGGGCAAGGCUUCUCAAGGAAACAUGACAUCAAAACUAAAUAUGGUUUUGACAGGCUUGUUGAAGAUCUAAUCCAGGAGUCUAUAUCUAAAGGGGAAUUUGAAAAUCUCAGCGGCAAAGGCAAGCCUUUGAAGGAUCAAAAUACCAAUCCUUACGUUGAUUUUACGACGCAUAAGUUGAACGAAGUGCUUAUAAACAACGGGUUCACACCAGAAUGGAUAACAUUGGCCAAGGAAAUCGAUACUGACAUAGAUAAAUUAGAACAAGAAAUACGUUCGGAGCGAAUGCCUCUUGGACCGUUUCCAAUGACCGAACAAGAAACCGCGAAGUGGGAUAAAAUUUGCGACAAUAAUAAGAAAUUAGCAACGUCUAUUAACAAAAAAAUAAAUACGUACAAUCUAAUAGUUCCUAUACUGAAUAGACAAAAGUUCUACGUCGAAUUUGACAAAUUAUGCGACGACAUUCUAAAGAAUGGCACCCAUUCAGUUCAAAAAGAAAAGAACGCUAAAAAAGAAAUUAUAAAAGUUGAAAACGUUAAAAACAAUGGUGAGGACUUUUUCUCUAUGUUUUUUAGAACUGUUGUAGACAUCCUCACUUUUAAAAGAAAUGCAAACCAAAAAUUGUGAGCUUCUGUAAUGCAAUGACAAUUGACUUUGAAAAGCGAUUACUUAGAAAAAGCACCUUCUUACGAUAUCCUUAGUAAGAAUAGUUUCAUGUUCAUCUAAACUUGUACCAAUCAUUGAAGUCAUUUUGUCAAAGCA